Trematomus bernacchii (emerald rockcod) is the source of this 6938-nucleotide messenger RNA. It is a transcript of the gene phf14, whose product is annotated as PHD finger protein 14. The transcript has 17 exons. Lineage: Eukaryota; Metazoa; Chordata; Actinopteri; Perciformes; Nototheniidae. The record is from RefSeq and is a predicted model, not a curated record. The coding region runs from base 107 to 2785 and encodes 892 amino acids. Gene Ontology annotation, biological process: regulation of transcription by RNA polymerase II.
AACAACAUCAGGCUGACGUCACAGCUCCAUUGUCCUCAUGCUGAUGCUAACAGGCUAACAGGAGAGCUGCUGCUAACAGGCUAACAGGAGAGAAAACAGACACAAGAUGGACCGAGGUGUGAAGCGGCGGCAGGUGAAGCCCCUCGCCGCCUCCCUAUUGGACGCCUUGGAUUAUGACAGCUCCGACGACAGUGACUUUGAAGUGGGCGACGCCACAGGAUCUGACGGCACAGGAAACGGCAGCGAUGAAGAGGAGGGAUCCAAAGCGAGCGCCGCCGGAUCAGAAAGCGACUCAGAAAACGCCGGCUCUGCAGACGAAGCUAUCGACGAGAACGAAGCCAAAGACUUGGCAGCGGACGAAAAUCUAACGGAAGAGGAACACAAAUCAAAACAACCGCCUUCUUCCUCCGAUGGAUCCACGAAAGAAACCCCUAUUGUUCCAGCGACUAAAAGCAGACGGAAGAGCAAGAAAACGUCCGGUCCAGAGCCGGAAAAAGACCUGGAAAAAGACCUGGAAAAAGACCUGGAAAAAGACCUGGAAAAAGACCUGGAAAAAGAGCCGGAGUCCGAAUCAACGUCUGGAAACACGGAGGAAAAUCAAACCGAGACGAAAAAGUGGAAUUUCAGGAGGAACCGACCUCUUCUGGACUUCACCACCAUGGAGGAUCUGAACGAAAUGGACGACUACGACAGCGAGGACGACAACGACUGGAGACCGAGCGUUGGGAAGAAGAAGGGAAAGACUGGGGGUCAGAAAGGAGGAGGAGAUGAGGAGGAGGAGGGAGGCAGCGCUAGUGACGACGAUGAUGAUGACGAUGAUGAUAAUGAUGAUGAUGACGACGACGACGAUGAUGAUGAUGAUGAUGACGAUGAUGACAAGGAGGAUGGGCAGGAGAACAGUAACAACAACAAAGAUACUAGCAGUGACAGUGACAAAGACUUGAAGAAACCCAAGAAGAAGACGAAGAGCAGCAAUGCCUUCGAUGAAGAGCUGACCAAUGACAGCAUGUCUCAGGGGAAGAGCAACGAGAUUUCCCAGGAUGCUUUGCUGGACCGCGCUCAGACCUGGACGGCUCAGCACAUCCUGAUCUGCUGCGUCUGUCUGGGAGACAACAGCGAGGACGCAGACGAGAUCAUUCAGUGUGACAACUGCGGGGUGACCGUGCACGAGGGAUGUUACGGUGUGGACGGAGAGAGCGACUCCAUCAUGAGCUCGGCGUCGGAGAACUCGACGGAGCCGUGGUUCUGCGACGCCUGUAAGAACGGAGUCACUCCGAGCUGUGAACUCUGCCCGAAUCAAGACGGCAUCUUCAAAGAGACAGAUGCUGGGAGAUGGGUGCAUGUGGUUUGUGCGCUCUACGUUCCCGGAGUGGCGUUCGGAGACAUCGAUAAACUGCGACCGGUGACUCUCACAGAGAUGAAUUAUUCAAAAUAUGGAGCCAAGGAAUGCAGUUUCUGUGAGGACGCUCGUUUCUCCCGCACCGGGGUCUGCAUCAGCUGCGACGCCGGGAUGUGCCGCUCCUAUUUCCACGUCACCUGUGCUCAGAGGGAGGGGCUCCUGUCUGAGGCUGCUGCAGAGGAGGAUAUCGCUGAUCCGUUCUUCGCGUACUGCAAACAGCACGCAGACCGCUUCGACAGGAAGUGGAAGAGGAAGAACUAUCUGGCGCUCCAGUCUUACUGUAAAGUUUCUCUGCAGGAGAGAGAGAAGCAGCUCACGCCUGAAGCUCAGGCCCGGAUCACCACUCGUCUCCAGCAGUAUCGGGCCAAAGCAGAACUCUCCAGAAACACCCGUCCUCAGGCCUGGGUUCCUCGAGAGAAGCUGCCGCGACCUUUGACCUCCAGCGCCUCGGCCAUCAGGAAGCUGAUGAGGAAGGCGGAGCUUAUGGGCAUCAGCACCGACAUCUUCCCCGUGGACACGUCGGAUGCUAACGCUAGCAUGGACGGCCGCAGGAAACACAAACAACCUGCGCUCACUGCGGACUUCGUGAACUACUACAUGGAGCGGAACAUGCGCAUGAUCCAGAUCCAGGACAACAUCUCGGAGCAGAAGAGCCUGAAAGACAAGCUGGAGAGCGAGCAGGAGAAACUGCACGUGGAGUACAACAAGCUGUGUGAGUCUCUGGAGGAGCUGCUGAAUGUGAACGGAGAUCUGCGCAGUGAGGGCCAGGCCGUGUGGACUCUGCUGGGGGACAUCAUGGGACAGAAACUGAACACCCCUGCUGUUCUGAAAGCCCCAAAGGAAAGGAAGCCCAGCAAGAAGGAGGGAGGAACAACAGGGAAGGCCUCCAGCCUGCCAGCGAUACUCUACAGUUGUGGCAUCUGUAAGAAGAACCAGGACCAACACCUGCUGGUUCUGUGUGACACCUGCAAGCUGUACUACCACCUGGGCUGCCUGGAGCCGCCUCUCACACGCAUGCCCAAGAAGACCAAGAACAGCUACUGGCAAUGCUCAGAGUGCGACCAGGCCAGCAGCGACGAGGCUGACAUCGCCAUGGAAACGCUGCCGGACGGCACCAAGAGGUCGCGGCGGCAAAUCAAAGGACCAAUCAAAUUCAUCCCUCAGGAGAUGUCCCCGGAGCCCAAGAAGCAUCAGAGAACCAGAGGUCAGAAGAGGAAAAGAGUUGCUAUCGGUGACGACAGAGACGAUAAAACUGAGGAACCGAUGCCACGGGAACGCCGGCAGAGACAGUCGGCUCUUCAGAAAAAACCGAAAGCGGACGAUACGAGGACCGAAUGCACGAGCUGCAGCGGGCCGGGAGACAACGAGAACCUCGUCAGGUUGUGAGAGCCGGGGCAGAUCCUCCCCUCCCAUUGGCUUAGAGACAGAGAGAGGGACACAAAAUGAGUCACGAGACGUCACCAAACAUCGCCCGACACCAAACAUCGCCAAAAAUGAGUCCAAACAUCGCCCGACACCAAACAUCGGCCAACGAACACUGAACGCACCGCGGGAGGUCCUGAAACCGCUGGACUCUUAACGAGGAACUGUUUGUCAACAGAUGUACUCGAGUUACUGCAUCUCAAACGUCUUUGACCAAUUUAGAAAUGAGUCAUGUAUGUAUGUAUGAAACCACAAGCAACCAACGCUAGUUAGGGUCGAAUUAGACAAAAACAAUGGACUAAAGGACAGAUGAUGAAUGCAACUACGAGAAACCGCCUUUUGAGUCUUCUUGUCAACAGAUGUAGCUCAAGUUGUCUUCAUCUCAAACGUUUUUGACCAAUUUAGAAAUGACUUAUGUACGUAUGUAUUAAACCACAAAUAACCAACGAUAGUUAGAGUAGAGUUAGACAAAAAGGUCAAAUGAUGGAUGCAACUGUCCGAAAAUAAGUUUGAAAGAGAGUCCUUGUGUCUGUACUUUUAUCAUGUGAUGUGUUUACGUUAGAAAUAGCAUGUUAGACGGUGAGGGACCCAUCAGCUAUGGAGUGGAAAUCACUAAGAUGAUGAUUAUACCCUGAAAGAGUCAUAAAGACCACUGAGGAAGCACCGGAGAAGCAGCUUUCUAAUGUGACGUUUGAGGGUUAUAGGUUUGUCCAAUGUUUCUCCUUUGCUAGAAACUGAAUGAAGGACUUGAAGCUUGAGAAAGAUCAGAAACAUACCGCCCAACGAACACUGAACGCACCGGGAGGUCCUGAAACCACUGGACUCUUAAUGAGGAACCGCCUUUUUAGUUUUUUUGUCAACAGAUGUACCUCGAGUUACUGCAUCUCAAAAGUUAUUAAGAAAUUAGUCAUGUAUGCAUUAAACCACAAAUAACCAACGCUAGUUAGGGUAGAGUUAGACAAACAGGUCAAAUGAUGGAUGCAACUGUCCCAAAACGACUUUGUAAGAGUGUCUUUACUUUUUUCAUGUGAUGUGUUUACAUUAGGAAUAGCAUGUUAGACGGUGAGGGACCCAUCAGCUAUGGAGUGGAAAUCACUAAGAGGAUGAUUAUACCCAUGAAAGAGUCAUAAAGACCACUGAGGAAGCACCGAUUUCCACCAAGAAGCAGCUUUCUAAUGUGACGUUUGAGCGUUAUUGGUUUGUCCAAUGUUUCUCCUUUGCUAGAAACUGAACGAAGGACUUGAAGCUUGAGAAAGGUCAGAAACAUACCGCUCAACGAACACUGAACGCACCGGGAGGUCCUGAAACCACUGGACUCUUAACGAGGAACCGCCUUUUUAGUUUUUUUUGUCAACAGAUGUACCUCGAGUUACUGCAUCUCAAACGUUAUUUGACCAAUUUAGAAAUGAGUUAUGUAUCUAUGUAUGUAUUAAACCACAAAUAACCAACGCUAGUUAGGGUAGAGUUAGACAAAAACAAUGGACUAAAAGGUCAAAUGAUGGAUGCAACUGUCCGAAACGACUUUGUAAGAGAGUCCUGGUGUCUGUACUUUAUAUUGUGAUGUGUUUACGUUAGAAAUAGUAUGUUAGACGGUGAGGGACCCAUCAGCUGUGGAGUGGAAAUCACUAAGAUGAUUAGCCAUGAAAGAGCCAUAAAGACCACUAAGGAUGCACAGUUUCCUCCUAAGAAGCAGCUUUCUAAUGUGACGUUUGAGGGGUGUAGGUUUUUCCAAUGUUUCUCCUUUGCUCGAAACUGAAUGAAGGACUUGAAGCUUGUAAAACGUGCUGCUAAAAACGUGUUCUCUAUACCUAUGGAGCCUUGAAGACCACUGAAGGUGAACCAGAAGAAUCAGCUUUCUCGAACAAGCUCAGACCACCCUAAAUAAUUGUGUUGAAAUGCGACAUUUAAAAGUAGUGAGUUCCUCCAACGUCUCUCCAUUGCUAGAAACUGAGUUGAAGACUUUUAGCUUGACAAGCGUCAGAAUCGUAUCUGAUUUAUCGUGUUCUGAUAACGCCUCCCUAAGCCUAAUGAGCCUUGAAGACCACUGAAGAUGAACCGUUAUCCACGAAGAGUAGCUUUCUAAAAAAAUAAACCCGCAUAAUUCCCCUUUUUCAGGAGCCUUAAGAUUGUGUUGAGCUCGAUGUUUGACGGUUUGCAGUUCGUCAACGUUUCACCAUUACUAGAAAUUGAUCUUUAGCUGUCAGAAUGGUCCAGAUUCAAAACGUGCUCUCUGUGUCUAAUGAGCCUUGAAAACCACUGAAGAAGAACCGUUUUCCACGAAGAAGCAGUUUUUCUAAAAAGCUAAAACUCCCUUUUCACAAGAUCCUAAAGAUUGUGUUGAAAUCUGAUAUAAGUUCGUCUGAAGUCUUUCCUUUUCUAGAAACUGGUAGAAGCACUUUUAGUUUGGAAAGACAUCCUGAAGCAUUGCUUUUUUAUUGUCGUCUGACAUCUCCUCUCCAACAUGUAUUUUAAUUACUUUAAAUCAACUUUUGUUUAAUGGCUGGGUUUUCUGCACUCUUAACCUCCCCAUCAGAACCAAUCAGUAUUGACUGAUCUGCCAUCCAAUCAUUUCAGUGUCAAUUGGGUUAAUUAGAAACACUCAAACAAAAAGCUCUCUCAGAUUUGAUUGUUGUGUUUGUGUUUUAAGGACAAGGAAAGUGUUUGUGUCUAGAACAGCCAACUCAGUAAGUUAAUGCUACCGUUUAGCAUCUGUAGUUUAGUUAGAGGUAAUAGCUCUUAGAUUUUAGAAGUGUUUCUCUGUUUCGUAGUGACAGUUAAACUGAAAGGUCGUCAUAAGGAAGUCCAGUUCUGUCUCUGAGCUUUUAGACCAGUUCUGUCUCUGAGCUUUUAGACCAGUUCUGUCUCUGAGCUUUUAGACCAGUUCUGUCUCUGAGCUUUUAGACCAGUUCUGUUUCUGAGCUUUUAGACCAGUUCUGAGUCCAAGUUCUUAGACCAGUUCUGUUUCUGAGCUUUUAGACCAGUUCUGUCUCUGAGCUUUUAGACCAGUUCUGUCUCUGAGCUUUUAGACCAGUUCUGUCUCUGAGCUUUUGGACCAGUUCUGUCUCUGAGCUUUUAGACCAGUUUUGUCUCUGAGCUUUUAGACCAGUUCUGUUUCUGAGCUUAUAGACCAGUUCUGUUUCCAAGUUCUUAGACCAGUUCUGUCUCUGAGCUUUUAGACCAGUUCUGUUUCUGAGCUUUAGACCAGUUCUGUCUCUGAGCUUUUAGACCAGUUCUGUUUCUGAGCUUUUAGACCAGUUCUGUCUCUGAGCUUUUAGACCAGUUUUGUUUCUGAGCUUUUAGACCAGUUCUGUUUCCAAGUUCUUAGACCAGUUCUGUCUCUGAGCUUUUAGACCAGUUCUGUUUCUGAGCUUUUAGACCAGUUCUGUCUCUGAGCUUUUAGACCAGUUCUGAGACCAGUUCUGUUUCUGAGCUUUUAGACCAGUUCUGUCUCUGAGCUUUUAGACCAGUUCUGUUUCUGAGCUUUUAGACCAGUUCUGUUUCCAAGUUCUUAGACCAGUUCUGUUUCCAAGUUCUUAGACCAGUUCUGUUUCCAAGUUCUUAGACCAGUUCUGUUUCUGAGCUUUUAGACCAGUUCUGUUUCCAAGUUCUUAGACCAGUUCUGUCUCUGAGCUUUUAGACCAGUUCUGUUUCUGAGCUUUUAGACCAGUUCUGUCUCUGAGCUUUUAGACCAGUUCUGAGACCAGUUCUGUUUCUGAGCUUUUAGACCAGGUUCUGUCGCUGAGCUUUUAGACCAGUUCUGUUCUGAGCUUUCGGACCGUUCUGUUCUGAGCUUUCGGACCAGUUCUGUCUCUGAGCUUUUAGACCAGUUCUGUCUCUCAGCUUUUAGACCAGUUCUGUUUCCGAGCUUUUAGACCAGUUCUGUUUUGGGUCCGGACUCCAGAGAAACUCCCUCCUCAUGCAUGGCUGUAUCUAUUUAACCUGUACAGUAAAUUACAUGUGUCCAAAUGUAGAGUCUGAAUGCAGGUAGUGACGUUGUGUGUACAGUAUUUAUUGAAGAGGCCAUGUACUUUUUCGUGCCUACAAACGUGAUUUAUAUCUCAUGGUGUUGAGUUGAACUCUGAUUUUUUUUAAUGCAUUAUUAAACGUUCUUUUAAUU